AUGCUUCUCAAAUCUAUCAUUUCAGCCGCCGUCGCUGCCACUUCUGUUCUGGCUGCCCCUCUCGAGGCCCGUGGCUCGGGUGUCUUCAGCCCUUCAGCUACCUGGCAGUACUCAACCAACAACGGCGCCAUCUCCGCUACUACAAGCCUCGUCGAGGUUUACAAAAACUCCGGCAAUGGUGGCAAGGACCAGACCGCGUUGGUGACAUUCACCUACCCUGCCGCCGCUCGUGGCAUGAAAUGCUGGUUCGAAUUCACCCUUCCCUCGACUGCCAGUCCUGCGGGCAGCAAGAAGCUCGACGUCUUCAGAAGCAGCAGCCCAGCGCCAGGCCCUACCAGCGGCUGGGGUCCCGGAAACCAGCGCAACAUCCAUUUGGGUCGCAUCUCGGUUGUCCCUGGGUCCAAGGCCACUUGGGACGCGACAUAUAACACCUACCUUACCGCCAAGACGCCCUGCAAGGAGCCAGGCACCCGGGAGGCCUUUGAGCUGGUUGGAGUCUACGACUUUGACUCUAUCAACUGGAACCCCACUACUGGCGAUGGCCUUCGCAUUGCUUACUCUCCUUAA
Messenger RNA from Ilyonectria robusta, 567 nucleotides. RefSeq lists its product as uncharacterized. Bases 1 to 567 code for a protein of 188 amino acids. Lineage: Eukaryota; Fungi; Ascomycota; Sordariomycetes; Hypocreales; Nectriaceae. The transcript has a single exon. The record is from RefSeq and is a predicted model, not a curated record.